This is a messenger RNA of Scheffersomyces stipitis CBS 6054, 2624 nucleotides long. It is a transcript of the gene GAL10, whose product is annotated as bifunctional UDP-glucose 4-epimerase/aldose 1-epimerase. Bases 449 to 2515 code for a protein of 688 amino acids. Gene Ontology annotation, cellular component: cytosol. Gene Ontology annotation, molecular function: carbohydrate binding; UDP-glucose 4-epimerase activity. Gene Ontology annotation, biological process: beta-D-galactose catabolic process via UDP-galactose, Leloir pathway. The record is from RefSeq and is a predicted model, not a curated record. The transcript has a single exon. NCBI's taxonomy places the organism in Eukaryota, Fungi, Ascomycota, Pichiomycetes, Serinales, Debaryomycetaceae.
AGCAGUCACCUAGUAAUCUUGGACAGCUUUUGGCACCCCAACAGCGACAAUACUAGCGUUUUAACUGUUUGAGGUCUCUUCUUUUGAGAUAACACGCUUAAACAGCAAACAGACAAAAAUGUUUAACGGCCAAAUUGCCUGACAAUAGGCACACCCCACAGAGUCGUAUGCACGGGUAUACCCCAGGCGGUUGAAAAAAAGUGUAACGUUACAGUGUUCGCGGCCAUAGUCAGAGGUUCUUGCUCUUCGACCUUCUUGCAGUCCGAGUUGGAGAAUCUUCAAUAUAUUCCAACACAUUUAUCCCAAAACACACACGAAACGAAAAGUUUUCACCUUGUUAUUCUUUCUAUUCAUCGUCAGCUUUCAGAACAAGUUCUUCCUUGAAAAGCUUUUUCUAUCAGAUUAGCGUCUAUUGAAACCUGAUUCAGAACUGAAAAAUUUCACUCCCAUGUCUGCUCCGCAAGAUUACAUCCUCAUCACUGGUGGUGCUGGUUACAUUGGAUCGCACACCGUGAUCGAAUUGGUAAACAACGGCUACAAGGUUGUUGUAGUCGACUCUCUUGUUAACUCUUCCUAUGAUGCUAUUGCAAGAAUCGAGUACAUCGUUAAGCAGCCUGUACCAUUCUACCAGGUCGACAUUAGAGACGGCGAAAAAUUGAACGAAGUGUUCCAAAAGCACAAAAUUACCGGUGUUAUCCACUUUGCUGCCUUGAAGGCUGUUGGAGAAUCUACUGAGAUUCCUUUGGAAUACUACGACAACAACGUUAACGGUACUAUCAGCUUGUUGCAGGUAAUGAACAAGAAUAACGUCAAGUCGAUCGUUUUCUCCAGUUCAGCCACUGUCUACGGAGACGUUACCAGGUUCGGAGACAAUUCUAUGAUUCCAAUUCCAGAACAUUGUCCAACUGACCCUACUAACCCUUACGGAAGAACCAAGUUAGUCAUUGAGAACAUCUUGAGAGAUGUCCACUCUUCUUCUUCUCUGGAGUGGAAGGUUGCUGUGUUGAGAUACUUCAACCCUAUUGGCGCUCAUCCUUCUGGUUUAAUCGGCGAAGAUCCUUUAGGUAUCCCCAACAAUUUAUUGCCUUACCUAGCACAGGUUGCUAUUGGCAGACGUGAGAAGUUGUCUGUAUUCGGUUCUGACUACGCUUCUCAUGAUGGAACUCCUAUCAGGGACUAUAUCCAUGUCGUAGACUUGGCCAAGGGUCACCUCGCUGCCUUGAGUUUCUUGAACAAGACUAAUGAAGGAUCUUUCCGCGAAUGGAACUUAGGCACUGGUAAGGGUUCUACUGUCUUCGACGUCUACCACGCAUUCAGCAAGGCUGUAGGCAGAGACUUACCUUACGAGGUUGUGGGUAGAAGAGCUGGUGAUGUGCUCGAUUUGACUGCCAAUCCUACUAGAGCCAACAAGGAAUUGGAAUGGAAGGCCGAGUUGACCAUUGAAGACGCCUGUAAGGACUUGUGGAAAUGGACCACCGGAAACCCAACUGGCUUCAAGAUCGAAGGCUACGAAUGGAAGUUGUUCGAAACUGAAGGGCAUGCCAACAGAUUACACACCUUCACUACUGGAGACGUUACCAUUGCAUUGGCUAACAGAGGUGCUCUUAUCCAAGACCUCAGCUUCCAAGGUGAACACUUGGUUUGUGCCUACGACAAUGGCGACGACUACAAGCUUCCAACCAACCCAUUCUUUGGUACAAAUGUUGGCCGUGUAGCCAACAGAAUCGCCAACGGUGAGUUUAAGUUGAACGGUCAGACCUACAAGACGCCAAAGAACGAGAACAACAACACCUUACACGGAGGUCUUGUUGGUUUCGACAAGAGGAACUGGUUGGGUCCUGUUAUCAGCAAGAAGGAAGAUGUGUUCACAGUCAAGUUUGCUCUCAUUGACGAAGACGGUCACAAUGGCUUCCCAGGUGACUUACAGACCAUCAUCACCUACACGAUUGAACCUACUGCCGUCAGUCAUGAGUACGAAGCCAAGUUGAUCAACGAUAAAGUGGAUGCCACAAUCGUCAACUUGACCAACCACUCGUACUUCAACCUCUCCGGUGAACCUACGACCGAUGACACUGAUGUCACCUUGUUUUACGACAAGUACAUGGAAGUCGAUGAUAAGACGUUGUUGCCAACUGGUAACCUCAUCAAGUAUCCACAUGCUACUGCCAACGUGCCAGUUCACUUGGACCAAGACGCUUUCUUCGACUACUGUUUCAUUGUCGACGAAGAUGGCUGUGGUAUCGAUACCAGAAAGUCGCAGUUAAAGCCUAUUUUCAAGGCUACCCACCCAAGAGCCAACACCGAGUUCCUCUUCUCUUCUACUGAGCCAUCUUUCCAGUUCUAUACUGGUGACGGUGUUAACACCAAGGGCUUCGUCAAGAGAAGUGGUUUCUGUAUCGAGCCAGCCAGAUUCGUUGAUUCCAUCUCUUUUGAGAAAUGGGCUCCACAAGUCAUCUUGAAGAAGGGUGAAACUUAUGGUUCUCUCACGAAGUACUCCUUCUCUAAGAAGCAAUGAGUCAGAUAAAAAACUUUACACUAGGUAGGAAAAAAAAAUAGAUUUUGAUGAAGAUUGACUUUCAUAACCGGUCAAUAUUACGCUGAGUAGGAAUAAAAUAGACUUUCAU